This is a messenger RNA of Ambispora gerdemannii, 166 nucleotides long. Lineage: Eukaryota; Fungi; Glomeromycota; Glomeromycetes; Archaeosporales; Ambisporaceae. The record is from the annotation of a GenBank genome assembly.
AUGAUUAAAAUUGAAGAUGUCCAUGAAAAAUACAACACCUGGUACUGGGAAGACACAUUUCGCACUGUAGUUUGCUUCUAUAUAACUCGUCGAUAUCCGCAAUCAAAUAUAAUUUGUGAACAACUUAUCAAAGACCCCGAUGCUUCAUAUUCAAUAAGAUGGAAGU